UCAGAUCGUUCCGUUCACGCCGCGGAAAUUGGCGGGAAACGAGAGAGCUCGCCCUCGCUUCGCCCGUUAGAAAAUGUCUGCUGUGUGACGUAUCGUUUGUUUCCUACGCGCACGUGAUAAACAUCUCGCCGACAUGGGUAUUUUAGGCUUAUCGAAGCUAAUAGCCGACGUAGCUCCGGAAGCUAUCAAAGAGCGAGAACUGAAGCAUUACUUCGGUCGCAAGAUCGCCAUCGAUGCGUCCAUGUGUCUGUAUCAGUUUCUCAUAGCUGUGCGCAGCGAAGGAGCCCAGCUCACUACUGUAGACGGCGAGACAACCAGCCAUUUGAUGGGCACGUUUUAUCGCACCAUACGCUUGGUGGAGCAAGGAAUAAAGCCUGUCUACGUGUUCGAUGGUAAACCGCCAAAUCUGAAAAGCGGAGAAUUAGCCAAGAGAGCCGAGAGGAGGGACGAGGCGCAGAAGCUCCUGCAGGCCGCUGAAGAAGAUGGAAAUGUGGAAGCUAUAGACAAGUUCAAUAGGAGAUUGGUUAAAGUUACGAAAACUCACGCUGACGAAGCUAAAGAAUUACUUCAACUAAUGGGAAUACCGUAUGUCGACGCUCCUUGCGAGGCUGAAGCGCAGUGUGCCGCUCUAGUGAAAGCCGGUAAAGUCUUCGCCACUGCUACGGAAGAUAUGGACGCACUCACUUUCGGCUCCAACGUGUUACUGCGACGCUUAACCUUCAGCGAAGCCAGAAAGUUACCCGUGCAGGAGAUUCAUUUUGAUAAAGUUCUGGCUGGUUUGGAACUGAAUAACGAGGAGUUCAUCGACCUCUGCAUUAUGUUGGGUUGCGAUUAUACAAAUAGUAUCAAAGGCGUUGGGCCAAAACGAGCAAUAGAGUUGAUAAAAAAUCACAGAUCCCUCGAAAAAAUUGUUGAAAAUUUAGACACCAAGAAGUAUCCCGUACCGGAGGAUUGGAAUUACAAAGACGCAAGGUCAUUGUUUCAAGAGCCAGAAGUGUCGAAUCCAGACGACAUCCAGCUAAAAUGGUCCGAACCGGAUGAAGAGGGUCUGGUGAAGUUUUUAUGCGGUGACAAGCAGUUUAACGAGGACCGGGUUAGAAACGGGGCUAAGAAACUUUACAAGGCCCGAAAUACGUCGACGCAGGGCCGAUUGGACUCGUUCUUCAAGGUCCUGCCGAACUCUACGCCGACUCCGAAGCGGAAGGCUGAAGAGAAAAAAACACCGGCUAAAAAGGCAAAGACAGCAGGUAACAGCAAAUUUCGCGGUAAAGCAAAGUGAGUGAUAUUUCAAAUUUGAUAAAAAUAUACAACAAUGCUAGUAGCGUACUUGUGUACAGAAAUGUUAUCUCGACGCAGUCUUGUACGCACGUUGCGCAUUUAUCUUUUAUAAAUCUCUCCGUAAAAUGUGCAGUCUCAACUGAUAAACACAGUAUAACUUUAUCUAUUUAUUUCGUAAAAUAUAUACAAAUAUUCGUGUACAAUAUAUAUAUAUUCUUAUAAAUUGCAUCGUAGCUUCAACAAUAACACGUCUCUCCCUCUCUCGCGGCAUAUUUUUAUAAAAAUCUUCACAAACAACGUUUUAUCAUUUAGAUUCAUGCAUCACAUUUAUUGUCGUAUAUCUUCAUCGUUUUAUCUUAUUAAUAUAACUCUGUGAGGAAUUUAGAAAA
Vollenhovia emeryi is the source of this 1667-nucleotide messenger RNA. RefSeq names its product flap endonuclease 1 (gene Fen1). The coding region runs from base 134 to 1279 and encodes 381 amino acids. The record is from RefSeq and is a predicted model, not a curated record. Gene Ontology annotation, molecular function: manganese ion binding; RNA-DNA hybrid ribonuclease activity; DNA binding. Lineage: Eukaryota; Metazoa; Arthropoda; Insecta; Hymenoptera; Formicidae. Gene Ontology annotation, cellular component: nucleus. The transcript is spliced from 8 exons.